UAAAAUGUCGCAAUUUUGAUCCCCAUCCUUCUAACAGAACAUUAAUCAAAAUUCCAACAGCAACGCCAUAUGCCGUUGGUUACGGCCCUGCUAUCGGGCGUUCCAUCGAAGGAGAAAAAAUUAGUGGUGGUGCGGCACGCGACCAACAGGUCAGGUCAGUUCCAACCCCGGUACUGACGGGCAGCACUUCCUUAUUGGGUCAUAGACUUCGGUGGUAAUCGCACAUCCGUGUUGUGCCGUCUUUGAAAAUGUGCCGCGUCUGAUCACGUUUAAUCCAAUUAAUUAAUCAGUGAUGAGUUGUUGAAGUUUUGGUGACGUGUGUGACCGUGGUUAAAUCGUCAGGAUGGAUCUGAUGAAGCCGUACGGCAACAGGUACGACUGCGGCCAGGACCUGGUGUACCAUCCGAAUUACUACAGUUCGUUAGCGCUGAUAAACAAAGGCGAGCAGUACUUCAAGACGGAACCGAUGAAAAGUGAGGCAAAAACGCCGGAUUUAUACGACGUGAACACUUACGACAGCUUCAUCUCGGCGUCGAGCGAGCUGAGCUCGUUAUCGGAACAAGACAAGUACACGUACGGCAAUUUUAACUUCUUCACUUUGAAAAAAACCGCCUUCGACAAUAAUAACACAACGAGAGGUAUUGAGUGUGCGGAGAAAAAAACGGGGCGCGUCAGGAAGAGAACGGUGGUCAGGGAUAGGCCGGCAUCGCCGACGGUUCUGAAGAAGCGGAGAUUGGCGGCGAACGCACGGGAGAGACGCAGAAUGAACGGGCUAAAUGAGGCGUUCGACAGGCUUAGACAGGUUAUACCCAAUUUGGAUGCGGAGCAGAAGUUGAGCAAGUUUGAGACACUUCAAAUGGCCCAAACUUAUAUUGCGGCUCUGAGGGAUCUUUUAGAAACAUCUAGUAUUGAUAGGUAAACAGACAGCAAUGUUAUUACUUUUGUAUACAAAUAAUGUGAUAUUUUUUAAUAAAUCUGUACAUAUUUUUAUAGUAUAUACAAUAUCUACUGCGUGAAAAUUUUAGAUAUCACAAAAAUCUGUUUUAAACACCCAUACAUGUAAUACCUCUUAGGUAACCCACUUCAUAUUGUCAAAACUAAGUUUACAAAUGAGAAAAAAUCUAGUCUAUGUCCAAAUAUAGUAGUUUUAGACAUUUUUCUUAUGUUUUUGUAUAGGAUAUUUUUUUAAGUUGUAUAUUUUACGAAUGUGUGUUCCGUUUAGUCACUAGAUUUAAUUAUUUUUAAUGUACAAUUCAGCUACUGAUCUCGUACUUUACGACAAUAGAGGAGUGUUUCCUUCACUUAGGGUCACGUUUUUAAUACACCAGCACUUUGUAGGUUUUUUAUGCAAUAUGUGUGUUCAAUAAAUUUCGUUUUGUUA
Molecule: messenger RNA, 1381 nt
Organism: Aethina tumida (small hive beetle)
Lineage: Eukaryota; Metazoa; Arthropoda; Insecta; Coleoptera; Nitidulidae
Product: neurogenic differentiation factor 4-like
Exons: 1
Coding region: 344-919 (191 amino acids)
Molecular function (GO): protein dimerization activity
Source: RefSeq, a predicted model, not a curated record